AUCUGUGCCAAAUAUAAACAAGCUCUUAUCUAUGAAUACAUAUAUUUUUUUUAUAAUAACAGCCAGUGAUCAGCCACAAUAUUACGGUGUUUAUUUGAACCACUAACUCCAUCUUAAGACCACCCGACCGUCCCGGUGUCCACAACGAGCGCACGCAUUGUGAAUUUUAGCGGCUACUGCACGGUAGCCGGUUGUUAGCUAACGUUUUAGAUUUUAAGCAGACAUAGUUACAGCCAAGGUUACUCAGCAAUCAGUCAGAAAAUAUUAUAGGAAAAGAAAUGAACAGCAGACUGCAAGAAAUACGUGAGCGACAAAAACUUAGACGGCAGCUGUUAGCUCAACAGCUGGGAGCUGAAAGCGCAGACAGCAUUGGAGUGGUCCUAAACAGCAGAGAUGAACUUAAAGAGAUCGAGGAAACGAGAGAAACGUGCAGAGCUUCAUUUGACAGUUUAGUUGCACCAUCCAAACGGAAGUCACAGACAGAUGGAGAGGACACAGAGGAAGACAUACAAGAGCAAAAGGAUGAGGUGGAAGUGCAGCAGCCUGAAGAAAGCAACCCAUAUGAGGAAGUGUACAAGGACUCAAGUACUUUCCUUAAGGGCACCCAGAGUUUAAACCCUCACAAUGACUAUUGCCAGCACUUCGUGGACACAGGGCACAGGCCACAAAACUUCAUUAGAGAUGUUGGCUUAGCCGACAGAUUUGAGGAAUACCCCAAACUUCGAGAGCUGAUCAGACUAAAGGAUGAACUCAUCUCCACCACCAACACCCCUCCCAUGUACCUCCAGGCUGACCCAGAGCACUUUGAUCUGCAGGAUCUGAAGUGCAAGUUUGAUGUCAUUCUGCUUGAGCCACCAUUGGAGGAGUACUACAGAGAGUCUGGCAUUAGCCACACUGAGCGUUUCUGGACUUGGGAUGAUAUCAUGAAACUGGAAAUUGAAGAGAUAUCAGCUCUGCGCUCCUUUGUCUUCCUCUGGUGUGGCUCCGGUGAAGGCCUGGAUUUGGGCAGAAUGUGUUUGAGAAAAUGGGGUUUUAGACGAUGUGAGGAUAUUUGUUGGAUCAAGACCAACAAGAAUAACCCUGGGAAAACCAAGGCACUGGACCCAAAAGCAGUGUUCCAGAGGACCAAGGAGCACUGCCUGAUGGGAAUCAAGGGAACGGUGCGUAGGAGUACUGAUGGUGACUUUAUUCACGCCAACGUAGACAUCGACUUGAUCAUCACAGAGGAACCCGAGAUGGGAAAUGUAGAGAAACCCGUCGAAAUCUUCCACAUCAUCGAGCAUUUCUGUUUGGGUCGCAGGAGGCUGCACCUGUUUGGUCGAGACUCAACCAUCAGGCCAGGCUGGUUGACAGUGGGCCCUACUUUGACUAACAGUAAUUUUAACCCAGAGACAUACGCCUCACAUUUUGCCUUGCCCAACUCUCACCUGUCGGGCUGCACUGAAGAAAUAGAAAGGCUACGCCCCAAAUCUCCCCCUGCUAAGCUGAAGUCAGACCGCGGCGGCGGAGCCCCCAGGGGCGGCCGCGGCGGGCCGAACGCCGGGAGGGGAGGGGACAGAGGCCGCGAAAGGAACCGGCCAAACUUCCGAGGAGACAGAGGAGGGUUUAGGGGAAGGGGGGGUCUGCAUAGGGGCUUUCCACCUCGCUAGAGGAAGAGGUCAUGCAGUCUGACUGAUUCCAACUACAUCAUCGAACACGUCCGCAAUGCGGUUGUUGCGGAACUUUGUGUGACUGGGAUCUUUCUUACUUUACCUCAUUUGUUUUUUCAAAAUGUACUUCACAUUGACUUGGUGAAUAAACUUUGUUUUCUCUAUCUGA
Molecule: messenger RNA, 1818 nt
Organism: Betta splendens (Siamese fighting fish)
Lineage: Eukaryota; Metazoa; Chordata; Actinopteri; Anabantiformes; Osphronemidae
Gene: mettl14
Product: methyltransferase 14, N6-adenosine-methyltransferase subun
Exons: 11
Coding region: 279-1649 (456 amino acids)
Cellular component (GO): RNA N6-methyladenosine methyltransferase complex; nucleus
Molecular function (GO): mRNA binding
Source: RefSeq, a predicted model, not a curated record